Molecule: messenger RNA, 3446 nt
Organism: Pyrgilauda ruficollis (rufous-necked snowfinch)
Lineage: Eukaryota; Metazoa; Chordata; Aves; Passeriformes; Passeridae
Gene: PDE8B
Product: phosphodiesterase 8B
Exons: 22
Coding region: 1-2661 (886 amino acids)
Biological process (GO): signal transduction
Molecular function (GO): 3',5'-cyclic-AMP phosphodiesterase activity
Source: RefSeq, a predicted model, not a curated record
AUGGGCUGCGCACCCAGCAUUCACGUCUCGCAUAGCGGUGUGAUAUACUGCCGGGACUCGGAGGAGUCCAACUCCCCCCACCAGACCACCACGAUCUCGCAGGGCACCACCACCCUGCACGGCCUCUUCGUUAAGACAGACGCGGCCGACUCCAUCCCCUCCGUCCUCGCCUACCAGAGCCGGCAGCCGCCGCCCUCCGCCGGCCCCCGCCGCAAGGAGCGCAGGGAGUCCGGCGGCGCCUCCGCCCGGUCCAGGACGCCCCACUGCUGCAGCGUCGAGGCGGAGACCCAGACCAGCAGCUCCAGCGCCAAGCAGGCUUCAACUGCAGAAGUACAAGUUGGGCCCAUGAGACUGACACAAUACCCAAUUCAGGUUUUGCUAAUCUUUGCAAAAGAAGACAACCAAAGCAAUGGUUUCUGGUGGGCUUGUGACAGAGCAGGAUACAGGUGCAAUGUUGCCUGGACUCUGGAAUCAGCACUUGAAUGUUUCCUGGAUAAGCACCAGGAAAUAAUUGUUAUAGAUCACAGGAACUCCAAGUAUUUUGAUGCAGAAGAUAUCUGCAGGUCUAUUCGUGCCACAGAGCUAUCAGAGCAUACUGUAAUACUUGCUGUGGUUCCACGCACAUCUGCUGACCAAGAAGAGACUUCUAUUCUUCCCCUUCUUGAUGCAGGCUUUGAUAGGCAAUUCAUGGAGAACAGCAGCGUAACUGCUUGUUACAAUGAACUGGUUCAAAUAGAACACGGGGAAGUGCGAUCUCAGUUCAAAUUACGGGCUUGUAAUGCAGUGUUUACAGCAUUAGACCAUUGUCAGGAAGCUGUAGAAAUAACCAGUGAAGAUCAUGUCAUUCAGUAUGUUAAUCCAGCCUUUGAACGGAUGAUGGGGUACUGCAAGGGAGAACUUAUUGGCAAGGAGCUUACUGAACUACCUAAAAGUGAUAAAAACUCUGCAGAUCUUUUGGACAAUAUAAACACAUUUAUUAAAAAAGGAAAGGAAUGGCAAGGAGUUUACUAUGCAAGAAGGAAAUCAGGAGACAGUAUCCAGCAGCAUGUGAAGAUAACACCUGUGGUCGGUCAAGGAGGGAAAAUAAGACACUUUGUGUCCCUCAAAAGACUGCAUUGUACCAAUGAAAACAACAAACAGCUCUACAAGAGUCACCGUGAGGAUAAGUACACAGGAGACAAUUCCCAGUCAGAAUCUGGCUCUUACAAGUGCAAGAACAGAAGGAAAGACUCAGUUGAUGUUAAGUCAAUAACAUCUCAAAGUAGUGAUGCUCCAAGUUUACAGACCCGACGGUACUCUUCGAUGGCACGGAUUCAUUCUAUGACAAUAGAAGCUCCUAUCACAAAGGUUAUUAACAUAAUUAACGCUGCCCAGGAAAACAGCCCUAUCACUGUAGCAGAGGCCUUGGACAGAGUUCUGGAAAUCCUGAGGACAACGGAACUUUAUUCCCCUCAGCUAGGUACCAAAGAUGAAGAUCCUCACACAAGUGAUCUUGUUGGAGGUCUGAUGAACGAUGGCUUGAGAAGACUGUCAGGAAAUGAGUAUGUGUUUUCUAAGAAUAUGAACCUGAGCCAUACUCACCUUCCAGUGCCAAACACCAUCAAUGAUGUUCCACCCUGUAUUACACAGCUCCUAGAUAACGAAGAAAGUUGGGACUUCAAUAUUUUUGAGUUGGAGGCUGUUACAAAUAAAAGGCCAUUAGUGUAUUUGGGCUUAAAAGUUUUUGCCCGGUUUGGGGUCUCUGAGUUUUUAAACUGUUCGGAAGCAACACUGCGGGCAUGGCUGCAGGUCAUUGAAGCCAACUACCAUUCCUCCAACUCAUACCACAACUCCACACAUGCGGCAGAUGUCCUGCAUGCUACUGCUUUCUUUCUCGGGAAGGAGAGAGUUAAGGGAAGUCUGGACCACCUAGAUGAGGUAGCUGCAUUAAUAGCUGCCACCAUUCAUGAUGUAGACCAUCCUGGACGGACCAACUCUUUUCUGUGCAAUGCAGGAAGUGAAUUAGCUGUCCUUUACAAUGAUACAGCUGUAUUAGAGAGUCAUCACACAGCACUGGCGUUUCAGCUUACAACAAAAGACAGCAAAUACAACAUUUUCAAGAAUAUUGAUAGAAAUCGCUAUCGGACAUUGCGACAGGCCAUUAUUGACAUGGUUUUGGCAACAGAGAUGACAAAGCACUUUGAGCAUGUGAACAAAUUUGUGAACAGUAUCAACAAGCCUAUGGCAUCUGAGGAGACCAGCCCACAUAGUGAAGGCAGCAACACUGAAUGUACAGCCAACAUAAAGAAUUUUCCAGACAACCAGACACUGAUCAAACGCAUGAUGAUUAAAUGUGCAGAUGUAGCCAAUCCAUGUCGCCCCCUAGAGCUAUGUAUCGAAUGGGCAGGCAGGAUUUCAGAGGAGUACUUUGCACAGACUGAUGAAGAGAAGAGACAGGGCCUACCUGUUGUAAUGCCAGUAUUUGACAGAAACACCUGCAGCAUCCCCAAGUCCCAGAUUUCCUUCAUUGAUUAUUUUAUAACAGAUAUGUUCGAUGCAUGGGAUGCAUUUGCACAUCUGCCUGUUUUGAUGCAACACUUGGCUAAUAACUACAAACACUGGAAAACACUGGAUGAUUUGAAGUGCAAGAGUCUCAGGCUCCCAUCAGAAAACAACAACUGAUACUCAGUCAAGAAAACCAGACCUCUUGCUCUACCAGUUUCACUGUGAAUCACUUACAGAAACUCUUGGCUACAAAGGGGAUUAAUGUUGCUUUUCCAGUGAAAUUAAGACUGUGUGACAAGAAGGAAAUAUUUUACUCAUUUUUAAGCUUCUAUGAAUUCUACAGAAAAAUGUUUUUAGAGGCUAUAGAAACCACAGAUGACUAAGUGCUCUUCGGAAAUAAUAUUUUGUGGCAGAAAAUGUACUUCUGAAACGAGUUUCUAAUACUGAAUAUGCACUUGUUGAAUCUUGUAGUUGAUACGACUGUAUUCACUAAUGCUUCACACAAUUGUUUUUCAGAGAGAGGGGUAAUCUGGUCACCAGGAGAGUAAGAAUAGCCUAACAAAUAAGGAUAGAAACUUCUCACUUACCUGGCAUAAAUUUCUUCAGCUCUGUGAACCAUACUUCUAAAGAGAACAGGCACAGCAAAACAAGUAAAUCCUAAUAAAUUGAAUACAUUAAAAAAAUCCAAACAUGACACCUUUUAAAACACCUUCUUAUUAAAAAGGAGACGCUCUCAGAGCACCACCUGUUCUUUCUUUUCCAUAUCAAAUCUUGGUACAAGUCAAUGUUCUCUAAAACUGAUCAUAUAAUACAGGAAAAUAAGCAUGUUCUGUCUAGGUAGUGCCAUCCACAUGGUUCUCUGCCAUCUUGCAGAUGUUAUCACACAAGUUUUCACCAAAUUUUACACAAAAAAAAACUAUUGUGGCACUUGAUCACCAUACUUUUUUAUAAAAAUGGUGUUU